Molecule: messenger RNA, 1520 nt
Organism: Eruca vesicaria subsp. sativa (arugula)
Lineage: Eukaryota; Viridiplantae; Streptophyta; Magnoliopsida; Brassicales; Brassicaceae
Source: the annotation of a GenBank genome assembly
GGAAUCUUGAGUUUGACAACUCAUUACCCUCUUUUAACCUUGCAAGGAACCUCCGUCUUUGCUUUCAUCAUUCUCUCUCUCUCACUUCCGUUUGAUUCUCCUUAAGCUUAUAUAUUUUCGUCUUCAAGCUUAAGAAAGGCAACUUCUUUCUUUUGUCCCCUGUGAAGAUGUGAUUGUGUAAAAACGGAAACUUUACUAUCUGGGUCUUUCCUAUUUUUGGUAUCUAAUUAGUGAUUUAGGUUAUUGGGAGUUUUAUUUAGGGUUGUGUUUAACUUUUUAAGACAUGGAGGAGAUAGAAGGAGCCAACAGAGCAGCUGUAGAGUCUUGUCAUAGAGUUCUUAACCUCUUAUGUACACCACAUCAACAAAAGCAUGGGUACGAUGUCAGUUUAGUGUCUGAAGCUAGAGAAGCUGUGUUUAGGUUCAAGAGAGUGUCGACUCUGUUAAGUACUAGUGUGGGUCAUGCUAGGUUUAGAAGAGCCAAAGCAUCUCAGUCCCAUUUUUCUCAAAGCAUCUUCCUUGAUCCUGUUCACCAAAGAACAGAACUUCCACUAUCUCAGACAGCACCGGUGAUCCGGUCUGGUUUGCAUGAUUUGAGCACUGAUUCCCUCACUUUAGGGACCAGGUCUUAUAGUUCAAACUCAAAUGCAAAAACGCCUAUUCUUCAGCUUAGCCAAGCAAGGCCUUCUUCAAAUUAUCAGAAUAUGUUUCUUGAACAUCAACAGCAACAGAAGUUACAUGAACGCUUACAGGCUCACCAUCAUCAUCAGCAGCAACAACAGCAACAACAGAAACUUCAAGCUGAGAUGAUGCUAAGGAAGUGCAACGGCGGUAUAAGUCUGAGUUUUGAUAACUCAAGUUGUACUCAAACCAUGUCAUCCACUAGGUCUUUUGUUUCAUCCCUAAGCAUAGAUGGGAGUGUUGCUAAUGUAGAAGGAAGAAACUCCUUUCAUUUGAUAGGGGUUCCGAGUUCAACCGAUCAGAGUUCACAACACUCUAAGAGAAGAUGUCUCAUGAAAGGAGAAGGACAACACUCUAGCAGAUGUCACUGCUCUAAGAAGAGGAAACAUAGGGUUAGGAGAUCGAUCAGAGUGCCUGCUAUAAGUAACAAGGUUGCAGAUAUCCCUCCUGAUGAUUAUUCGUGGCGAAAAUAUGGUCAGAAACCCAUCAAGGGCUCUCCUUAUCCCAGGGGAUACUACAAAUGCAGUAGCAUGAGAGGUUGUCCAGCGAGGAAGCACGUUGAGAGAUGCUUGGAAGAUCCUGCAAUGCUUAUUGUUACUUAUGAAGCAGAGCAUAGCCAUCCAAAAUUGCCAUCUCAAACUGUGACAACUUAACUUUCAAUGUAUCCUUUGUGUGCUUUGCUCCAUUAUUGUGUGAUAUAUGAUUCAGAGGAGCAGUGCCUUUGUUUUGGGGGUGGGGGGUUUACUGCAAUAGUUGUUGGGCUUGGGUUUAGGGGUGGGUAAAAAUUGUAGGAUUUGUCAAGACUCGUUUCUCAAGUUUAUUAUUGCUACUUAAUGAUUC